Messenger RNA from Penicillium antarcticum, 366 nucleotides. RefSeq names its product DUF2423 domain-containing protein. The record is from RefSeq and is a predicted model, not a curated record. Gene Ontology annotation, cellular component: preribosome, large subunit precursor. The transcript has 3 exons. NCBI's taxonomy places the organism in Eukaryota, Fungi, Ascomycota, Eurotiomycetes, Eurotiales, Aspergillaceae. Bases 1 to 366 code for a protein of 121 amino acids.
AUGGCCAAAAGUGUCCGCGCCAGCGUCUCCAAGCGCAACAGAGCCAAUCUUCGCAAGAAGGUGUUUGGUCCGGUGGUUGAUGCUAGAACGGAGCGACUCGCAGCCAAACUCCAGGAGCUUGCUUCACAACCCCGGCCCGAAGCCCCCGAGAAAUCCAAGAUGGAUGUGGAAGACUCUGCCAACCAAGAGGAAGCUACUGCCAAGGCCUCUCACGCCGGUGAAGACGAAGAGAUGGACAUCGAUUCCAAGACCCCCAAGAGCCGAUCUUCAAAAUCAGGACGUGUGCAAAAGCGCAACCGCAAGCCCCGUAACUCCAUCGUUUUCCAAGCACGUCCUUCCAAGUCUAAGAAGCCCAACAAGAAGUGA